Molecule: messenger RNA, 441 nt
Organism: Castor canadensis (American beaver)
Lineage: Eukaryota; Metazoa; Chordata; Mammalia; Rodentia; Castoridae
Source: RefSeq, a predicted model, not a curated record
GGUCUCCGAGCGAUGGCAGCCGCCACGGCCCCUUCAGGUGUAUCCCUGCAAGAAGCCACUCAGCGAAAAUUGCGGAGGUUUUCACAACUAAGAGGCAAACCUGUGGCAGCUGGAGAAUUCUGGGAUGUAGUUGUAAUAACAGCAGCUGAUGAAAAGCAGGAACUUGCUUAUAGGCAACAGCUGUCAGAAAAGCUGAAAAGAAAGGAAUUACCCCUUGGAGUUCAAUAUCAUGUUUUUGUUGAUCCUGCUGGAGCCAAAAUUGGAAAUGGAGGAUCGACACUUUGUGCUCUUCGAUGCUUGGAAAAGCUAUAUGGAGAUAAAUGGAAUUCUUUUAUUAUCCUAUUAAUUCACUCUGGUAAAGUUAUACUUUAUUAAUUUUUAUUGUCUUUGAAGUAUCCUAUCUCUCAUAUCCUAGGGACUUUUUUCUCCCUUACAAAUAAU